Molecule: messenger RNA, 3584 nt
Organism: Electrophorus electricus (electric eel)
Lineage: Eukaryota; Metazoa; Chordata; Actinopteri; Gymnotiformes; Gymnotidae
Gene: zmynd12
Product: zinc finger, MYND-type containing 12
Molecular function (GO): protein binding
Source: RefSeq, a predicted model, not a curated record
GAAGAAACAAAGCCAGCACAGACAGCCUAUCUAGAAACCGGUAACGUUAACGUUAGCUACGUUUGAAUUAAAAACAUUACGCAUUAUCUACUUUUGCGUUUAUUUUCUGUACUUUUAAAACCGUCGGUGUAUUUUUUUAUACUAUGAUGUAUUUCUCUCUUCGUGGGCCAUUUUAGUUGGCUUCCUAGGCUAGCUAGCUAACUGAAAAACUAGUUUGAUUUAAAUUUUGAUUCUCAGUAUAAUUGCUGUAGCUGAGCCUCCGAAUGCUUUCCGUCUGAUUAGAUGGGAUGUCCGCAACAAUAAACCCUUUAGCAAACCCCAAAGGAGGGAAGAAAUUGUGUGAGCUUUGUCAAAAACCGGCUUACCUCCAAUGUACAAAAUGCCGCGUUACCUACUACUGUGAUGUAGCGCACCAGCAGGCAGACUGGAACAGCAUACAUAAUAAAGCGUGCGAGCUUCUGAUCCUCAUACGAUCACCUGCUCCCCUACACUCUUGGCAAACAGACAGAGAUCAUCACCACAUGCAGACUCAGAAGAGACUGGAGCAGCUAAUGGAGUUGUCCCAUGCAGAAUCUAAGAGGAGGGUGUCGGAGGGGAAGUAUGAGGAGGCAUUGCCAGCAGCUCAGCUCUCCCUGCGCUGUGCCAUGGAUGUUUAUGGCCCCAAUGCUGUGGAGCAUGUGCCAGCCUACCUGCUGCUUGCUGAGGCAAACAUGGGUUUUCUUUCUCAGGCUGAAGGCUAUCUCUCCAAGGCACAGUGGACAACGAUGAAGACUCUGGGCUGCAGUCAGGUAAUUCUUCAUCAGCUGCACCGGACCCUGGGCCGUCUGUACACCGCCACCGGACGCUACCGUUCAGCCCUGCUGCACUUUGCCAAUGAUAUAUUUCAUGCAAGCGAGGAGUUUGGCUUAAAUAGUGUGGUAUCGGCAGGAGGCUAUUUCCUGAUGGCAAAUGUCUUUGUGAAGGAAGAGAAGCCGGACAUUGCCAUCUCGCUGUAUUCACAGGUCACCAGUAUCUGGCACAUGCACCUGUCUAAGAUGGUGGAGCACUACAGUCAGAGGGGCACUCAAGGAGAGCAACACUUUGAUGAGGCACAGCUUGCAGAAGUGGAUCAGAUGUUGAAUGUGAUGUUGGAAGCCCAGCAGCAGGGUGUGAACACCCAUCAGAGCGCCAUGCUGUCUCACUCUCUUGGUCAGAGUGCGUUGUUGUCUCACUCUCUUGCCAUGUUUUGGUUCCUUUGCAGAGACCACAGUAAGGCGUUGGACUUUGGCAGGAAGGCUGCAGAGUUUAGCCGGCAGUGUGAGGAGCAGAACAGUCUGGCUGAGUCUAUCCAGAGUCUCAUACAAGAAGUAGAAAAACACAUCACCAUACAACAAAUACCUACCAUUCAGCAAUAACCAAUACAUUCAACACCCACAUACCAAAACAUGCCUUGCAAAGUAACCUGUACAAUCAGUAAACACCUCUGAGUCAGUGCUAACCAUAAUACACCAAGUACUCGGGUGCACCCUCAAUUUGGAUCUGAAUGCAUCACUCGUGAAAACUCCCAUGUGUUCAAUAAAAAUUUAUAUCCAAUAUAUUUCUGUAUCCCCUAAAUAUCAAUCUUUUUCUAUAGGUUCAUAUAGUUAUUCAUAUAGUUAUGGCUGUCCAGUUCCUCUGCAGGAUCUCCUUAUACGUUUAAUAGUAGUUACCCUGGUGUCAGUAUAUUAUUAUAAAUUAGAAUGGGAAGUGGUCGUAAAUAAACACGGGCCCUGUUUUCAUGUCUGGACAUUUUUAAAAUGCUUAUUAUGACUCCUACUACUCUUUUUAGUUUUUUUUUUGUUUGUUUUUGUUUUUUUGUUUUUUUUCUCAUUCAGGAGGAACAAAAAGAAGGAAGAGGCAAAUAAGUGGUUUACACCUAUAGUCUUUGUUCACAUCCCUUUACAUCCUGGAGAGCAACAGAACCAAAGUGUUAGCAGCAAUUAAACUGACAUCAUUUUACAUUGUUGUUACCCAGUGAGUAUAACCAAUCUCUGCCUCUGUCAGUCAUAGUAAUGAGCCUGCAAGUAAUUUCUCUGCUGCAAGUCCUAUUUGAUCCCAGUUAAAACUAGAAGAACAUUUUUAUGAUCAUGCCAGUUUAAUACUCAGUGCUCUGAAAUCUUGCCUCACCCUUUAAUAUCAGGUGAGGGUUUGGAGUAAGACAGGUUUGGGGAAAGCAAUAAACAGGCAAAGCAACUGAUGGCUCUGAUUACAGUGAGUGUUAGUGUCUCUGGUUGCUUGAUUAUGGUUCACUCCUAUGAAAGGUGAUGGAAUGAAGGAACACAUCACAGAAUACAACAAAUCACAACAUGGGGUGUGAUGUGAUGGUGAAUGUGUGUAUGCAUGUGCUUUAGCUGUUAACCAUUGUUAGUUAAACUGCUCCAUUUAAAUCCACAUUCACAGUUCCCCAACCAACCAAGAUUCAGGCACACAAACCAGUUUUAUCCUUAAAAAUAAACCAUUAAAAAACAAAAACACUGAACAUGAUAAACAAGGGAAAAGGUACAUGUUGACCAUCAGGGUACAAGCAUUUUUUGUUUAUUUAUUUUUAAAUAGAUUAAUUGGUCAGUCAGUUGGUUGGUUGGAUGUUGAACAUUAUAGGCAAAGUACGGAUGGAUGUCACAUGUGACAGGGGAGGGAUGUAAUCCAGGCUGCUUCCCUGAGUUUAAUCUGAAUUCAGUCUCAAUGUAAACUAUAACAAAAGUUUUAUCCAAGUCUCAGAAGUCUCAUUUCUAAGAUACAACUGUUUUCAGCUUAUCAGCACUACAAAUUAUACAUAAAUGUAAACUGUUUUUUUUCUGAAUGUUGUGGCCUGUAAACACAAUGUAAACUGUAAACAGAGUUCAUAUUAUAAAUUUGGUCCAUAUUGAAAAUGAGCUGCAGUGUUAUGUAGAUUAAGACUCAGUGUGAAAAUGAAUUCAGUCUGGAUGUAAACUCCAUCCAGACCUGUGCUAAAUCCAGAAACUAGGUUGUGAAAUGGCAGACAGAGCUACUGCAGGAUGCUUCAAGUUACCAAAAGUAGAUGGCAUGCUAAUACAUUUUAACGCCAUACACAAGACCUUAACUGACCAACUUGCUUAAAAAGAAUGGUAGUUCAGCUCAUUGUCCUCUAGAAAAUUGUUUUUCUAUCAGACUACGCCGCCAAGAUGAACUCAGAGAAGGCCUAGCACCCAUUGAGUUUUAAUGUUUUAUUGUAGAUUUUGUACAAAUAAACUGCAAAAAGACAGCUUAAAGGUUUGGGCAAAAAUUUCAGCUGCUGUGGAAUGCAAAACCUAAUUCACAUCCACACUAUGUAUACUUGUUCUACAUAAUUUGCUGCUUAGGUGCUAAAAAUCAGAAUGGGAAAGUUGGGUGUGCCACAUGUUGUACACACACAUUUCAACUUGUAUUUACAAGACAAGUGAAUGAAUACUUGGCAAUGAAAGCAGAUUAAAAUUUUCAAGGUAUAUUUUAAAUGCACCUUGUAUUUCUGCUUGUGUCACUUCUCCUUGCAGAUUUUAUAGGACCAGAGUGACUUAAUGUUCCUAUUUAAAAUGGGGAACAGCAGAUUUUCUAAAAUGACUGCCUCA